Molecule: messenger RNA, 1927 nt
Organism: Cynara cardunculus var. scolymus (artichoke)
Lineage: Eukaryota; Viridiplantae; Streptophyta; Magnoliopsida; Asterales; Asteraceae
Product: 5-dehydro-2-deoxygluconokinase
Exons: 5
Coding region: 257-1714 (485 amino acids)
Source: RefSeq, a predicted model, not a curated record
CAAGAACCCUAAAAUCUUCCCCAAAAAAGUGUUGGACGAAAAAAUCCCCACAAAUUUCCAAGAAAGAUUUUGGGGGCAGGAUCAUCAAUCAGUCAAUCGAAGGUCCCAAUUUCUAUCACCAUCUCUCCGAAUCAGCCCAAAACAUCAAAUUGGAUUCUCUCUGUUUCCCCCUUUCAUGGUUUUGCUUCACAAACAAACAAAUAAUCAGUAUCGGUACUAAUCUUCCUCCAUAAUCUUUCAAUUUGAUCCUCCAUUAAUGCAUCAGCAAACCUUAAUCCUCAAUUCCCACAGUCCCACGCCCAAUUAUGGAUUCUCUAAUUCUUGCCCAUUAUUCUUCCAAAACCCUAGAUUAAGAAUUUCCCACCUCAAUACCAACUGCUACAGUCGCUUUAAUCAUGCAAUUAGGACUCGUGUUCCUGUAAAUUGCAAAAGUUAUGGAGUAGAGGUUUCUGUUUCCGAGCAUCGCCGUCUUUCAUCCUUCAAAUUCUCCGGCGAGAAAGAAUUCGAUGUCGCCACCCUUGGAAACCUAUGCGUUGAUGUCGUGCUUAACGUCCCCAAUUUGCCGCCAUCUUCCUUCGAUGAACGUAAAGAUUACAUGGAACAGCUUUCUAAAUCGCCUCCUGAUAAGAAAUACUGGGAAGCUGGUGGUAACUGCAACAUGGCUAUAGCAGCAGCUAGAUUGGGACUUCGUUGUAUUGCGAUUGGUCAUGUUGGUGAUGAAAUUUAUGGACAAUUUCUAUUGGACGUGCUUCAUGAUGAGGGGAUUAAUGUGAUCAAGAUGAGAGAAGAGGAGGAUUUUAACAACAGUUCGAGUAAUGCAUACGAGACCCUUUUAUGUUGGGUCUUGGUCGAUCCGUUGCAAAGACACGGGUUUUGCAGCCGAGCAGAUUUUAGCAAGGAGCCUGCAUUUGCUUGGAUGAGUAAGUUAUCUGAUGAGGUGAAAAUGAAUAUCCAAAACUCAAAAGUCCUUUUCUGUAAUGGAUAUGGAUUUGAUGAGCUUCCUGCAAAUGUGAUUGCCUCUGCCCUGGAAUAUGCUGUUGAAGUUGGAACUUCUAUUUUUUUCGACCCUGGACCAAAGGGGAAGUCUCUUGCUGUUGGUACACCUGAAGAACAAGAAGCACUUGCCAAGUUGUUGAGGUUGAGUGAUGUUCUUCUUCUAACUUCGGAGGAGGCUGAAUUAUUGACUGGCUUGGGGAACCCUAUAGCAGCCGGAAAGGAGUUGCUUAGUAACGGACUCCGCACAAAAUGGGUGAUCAUAAAAAUGGGAUCUAAGGGCUCUAUUCUAAUCACCAGAUUGGGGAUAUCUUGUGCACCUUCAUUCAAGGUAAAUGUCAUGGACACCGUUGGAUGUGGAGACAGCUAUGUGGCUGCAAUUGCAUUCGGCUACAUACACAAUAUGCCAUUGGUUCACACGUUAACGAUCGCCAAUGCCGUGGGUGCAGCCACCGCGACAGGUUGUGGGGCCGGGAGGAAUGUUGCAAAUUUGCAAAAAGUCGUGGAAUUGAUUAAGGAAUCGAACCUCAACGAAGACGACAACUUUUGGAACACGUUACUCGACGAAAACUCGAGCAAAGAGGACAUUACAAUUCUCUCGAAAACAACAGCAAACAGAAUCAAGAACGGGUUUUCCAAACACGAAACGCUCCAAAAGGUCGUUAACGAGGUUCUGCAUAAGCUUGAGGUUCGAUUAGCAGAUGGGAUAUUCUCGUCUUGAAGAGUUCCCUCGAUUUAUUAUCGAUUAUACUCACGUUUUUAUUGAUUUUUGUAUGUUUAAUUGUUUAGAUCAGCAACUGGAGAUCUUAGAAAUUAUGAGAUUUGAUGUGUUUUAUGGUGCUUUUGGUGGUUGAGCUAAUGCUUGCUGCUAUAUUUUGGUGUAGAACACAUGAGUUUUGAUGUUUAUCUUAAAGUGGUUCAGAUUUUUCUUUUC